AUGGCUCCUAUAGAAUCAGAUAAUCUUCUGCCAGUCAGUGCUGCCAACGUCAAAGAUAUAGACUCAUACAUUGAAACUGUAAAUAAGCUUAGCAAUUGUAUCUCAAACGCUAUUUACGAAGGAAAAAGCGUCACUGCCCUCAACAAAAAAUUCAUAUUAUUAGCUGCAGACGAAAUACGUAGAUGCACAUCUACACUUGCCAUCUUAAAGUCAGUAGAAACGCCUGCUUUAGACGAAAAACUUAAAAGCGAAAUUAUAACAAGUGUUCGCGAGGAAAUAAAACAAUUAAAAUCGGAAUUGGCACCUUCCCUUUUGCCCGUCAAAGCCACUUACGCGAACGUUGCAGCAGCGAAAAUAAAUAAGCCAUCGAUAAUACUACAAUCGACAGAUCCCAACACUAAGCCGCAAGAAGUGCUAAACAAGUGGAGAAAAAGUGUAUCUUUUAAGAAGGAAACUUACGCUCCAGCUAAAGUACAAACAGGAUUCAACGGAAAAGUAAGAAUUGAAUUUGACACUAAGUCGCAGUGCCAAGAAACCAUAGCUCGUAUCAAUAAAAUAGAAGGAUUGCAAGCAGAAGAAAGUAAAAGACGUCCACCAUUAGUGAUACUAAAAGGCAUCUCAAAAGAUAUUGAAAAGAACGAGUUGACAGAUAUAAUUGAACAUCAAAACUCUCUACCCAAAGGCAACAUCCGUCUCUGCUUUGCUACUUCAAAUAGAAACGAAAACUUAUACAACGCUGUUUUCGAAGUAAAACCGGAAUUAUUCAAGAGUGUUAUAGAUAUCGGACGCAUUGCAAUUGACCACCAGCGAGUACAUAUAGAGCCGUAUUCCCGAUUUUUACAGUGCUAUAAGUGUUUACUGUUCGGCCACACGAAAAAUAAGUGUACUUCAGAAACGUACCGCUGUGCACACUGUGCUUCUGAGGAACAUAACAUAGCCUCUUGCCCCUUUAAGGAAACAGAAAAUAAACGCAAGUGUUUCAAUUGCCACAACUUUAAUAUUAAAAGCAAUAGCAAAGUCGACACAAAUCAUAUAGCGACUAACACUAAAGUGUGUCCUCGAAUUAAAACUCUUAAAAAUAAAAUUGAUGAACAGACUGAUUAUGGACAAUAG
Messenger RNA from Parnassius mnemosyne (clouded apollo), 1113 nucleotides. The record is from the annotation of a GenBank genome assembly. NCBI's taxonomy places the organism in Eukaryota, Metazoa, Arthropoda, Insecta, Lepidoptera, Papilionidae.